AUGAAGAUACUUUUAGUGAAGCUCCAAAAUGGAAACUAUAAAGUUUGCCUGAUAAAGACAUCGGCUGAGCUGCCCGAGGAAAGCUCCAAACCUUUGAAUCCUAAACGAGCAGUUCGAGCUCCAGCUCCUGUUCCAGUUCCUGUUCGACGUCCAUUUCGGCGCACAAAGGCCAUGACGGCUCCAAAACCUCAGGCAGGCAAGGUGUCGAAGAGGAGGAGAAUACUGCUCACUGUUCUGACAGUUGUACUUGUACUAGGCGUACUGGCCACAAUAGGAUACUUUGUUAAACAGCUAAUUGAUACCAAGUACUUCUUCUGCACAAGCUCAGUGAAGUUCAUUCCACUCGAGCUAGCCUGUGAUGGGAAGAAAGACUGCAGCGGAGGAGAAGAUGAACUCACGUGUUUAUCAACAUUUACAGAAAACUCUACAUUUCCAGUACGUCUCUCUUCAGCUCAGAGGAUCCUCCAAGUGUACAGUCCCAGUUUAGGCUGGCGGAGUGUGUGCAGUGACGACUGGGCUUCUGAACACACACAGACCACUUGUACACAGCUGGGAUACACAAAUAAUCCCGGUAGCACCAGUAUCCCAGUGAGCAACUUGUCUUCACUCAGAACUGGACCUUUCACAGCAGUCAGACCUGGGAUUAAGAGCACAUCCAUUGAUGAGGCUACAUUUGAUAUCAAACAGUGUAAAACUGGUUCUGUGAUCUCUUUGACAUGCUCAGACUGUGGACAGGGGGGCCCUCAGGACCGUAUUGUUGGGGGCACAGAUGCUGUCAUCGAGCACUGGCCCUGGCAGGUCAGCCUGCAAUAUACUGGCCAGCAUACAUGUGGAGGUUCACUGGUGUCGCCGCGCUGGGUCGUCACUGCCGCCCACUGCUUCCCUGAGAAUAAACGGGUGCUGAGUCGGUGGAGCGUGAUGUCAGGACAGACGUACAUGAUCUCGGGGGGUUCUUCUGUGGACAGGAUCAUAAUAAAUGGAAAAUACAACGCAGACAAAAACGACUACGACAUGGCCCUGAUGAGGCUGACGAGCCCGAUCACAGUGGGAGUUAAGCGCCUGCCAGUGUGUCUCCCUCCAAAAGACCUGAACGUAGCCGACGACGCCCCGCUGGUUGUGACAGGCUGGGGAUUACUGGAAGAAAAUGGCAAGGCCUCUUCCACGCUGCAGAAGGCUGAUAUCAAUCUGAUCAGUCGGAGUACGUGUUCCAGUGCAAGCAUCUACGGUUCUUACAUUACACAAAGAAUGAUCUGUGCUGGUAAUCUGAAAGGUGGUGUGGAUGCCUGCCAGGGCGACAGUGGAGGCCCUUUGGUGUACGACGCCUCUUCUCAUUGGAAUCUGGUCGGAGCGGUGAGCUGGGGUGUCGGCUGUGCAAACGCAAACAGGCCCGGUGUUUACACAAACGUGGACGACAUGCUGAACUGGAUCUAUACAGUCAUCGAGAAAAACCCUUGAUGUUAACAGUGACCACAGUCAUCACAAGACUCCAGUCCAGUGUACCUCAGACUGAAACUGAAGGACAAUGGUUUUGUUUCAGUGGCUGUUUUUAAAAGGGAAGCUAUGACCAGCUGCAAACAUUGCACACAUACAGACGUAUUUCAGGUGUUUGUGCCAUUUCAGUUAUCUCAGGGGACUGGUAAAGUUUGAUCUGUUUGGUUCAGAUUGCAGACAUAAACUUGUUUUACCUCUUGAAAUGCUGUAACUCGACCUAAAUAAGAAAAAGCUUUGUCAAGAAGUCAAAGGAGUGAGUGUGAGCGAUCAGAUUCCUCUUACGUUUUUACAUCUAAGACAGGAAUGCCUCUUUUCUUCUACAGCAUGAUUCAUAUCAGCACUUUAAUUAAACAUUUGUUACUUGACUUUACAGCAUGUGAAGAUGGGUCAAAAAACUCAGUGAAAAUUGCACUGAAUAAAGAAAAACACAUUUGCUGACAGGUGUUCAGAUUUCCAGUGUAAGAACAGACUGCUUGUAGAAAACUCAACUAUGGCCACUGGAUUGUUCUCUCCACUUGUAACGAUUUAUCCUCAAUGUUAAAAUUCCUGCACUUAAUCAAAUGUGUUGUUUUGUUUAAGUGAUUCAAGUUAAACUGUGUUGACUCCACAGAGAUCUAAUCAAGUAUGGAUUGACGUUUUGCACUGAAAUGUUGUAUAUUGUAGUUUGAGUUUCAUAAGGUUUUAAUUCAGUGAGUCUUGGUGACUGCAUUUUGUUUUCACUUUUUUAAUACC
This is a messenger RNA of Nematolebias whitei (Rio pearlfish), 2223 nucleotides long. RefSeq names its product transmembrane serine protease 4a (gene tmprss4a). Gene Ontology annotation, molecular function: protein binding; serine-type endopeptidase activity. Gene Ontology annotation, cellular component: membrane. Gene Ontology annotation, biological process: proteolysis. The coding region runs from base 1 to 1455 and encodes 484 amino acids. The transcript is spliced from 13 exons. Lineage: Eukaryota; Metazoa; Chordata; Actinopteri; Cyprinodontiformes; Rivulidae. The record is from RefSeq and is a predicted model, not a curated record.